AUGGAACAACUUGUGUCACUUGUUGAAGAUAAAUUAAAAGAGGUUUUUGAAGAAGAACGUAAAAGAAAUGUCUGCCAUCCAUUUCAAGGGGAGUGUGUUGAUGUAAUGGAGAAAUUUGUUAUGGGACCAGGCAAACGAUUGAGACCACUAAGCUUGCUGUUGUUCUUUAUUGGAGGAGGAGGAAAGAUCGAAGAAAGAAAGGGUGUAAUUCGUACUGCAUGUGCAAUGGAGUUAUUACAUGACUCAACACUUGCACAUGAUGAUAUAAUGGACGAAGAUGAAUUGAGAAGAAAUGCACCAACAGUAGUAAAGACAUUUUAUGAUAAAUAUGUUGAAAGAAAUAAAGAAGACGUCAAAACAGAAAAGUUUUUAUUUAUUUCUCGUGGUACUACUUAUGCUAGUUCUAUUGCUAUUAUGGUAGGUAAUAUUCUCUAUUCAAUGGCACAACGACUUUGUUUAGAGUCAGGAAGUAAUAUAGCAGAGAUGUUGUUAGAGUUAUUUGAUGUAUUAAAUUAUGGACAAAUACUUGAUAUGAGUUGUUUAAGCACUGUAGAAGAUUAUAAAUUAAAUGUUAUUAUGAAAACUGCCAUUUUCUUUAAAACAACUGCUUGUAUAGGAUUAACGUUAGCUGGUAGAUCAGAACAUGACAUUGAAAUUGGAAAAGAAUGGGGAGAACAUUUUGGAAUUGCAUUCCAAAUGAGAGAUGAUUUACUCGAUAUUGAUCCAUUAAAUGGUAAGUUAAGAAAAAUGGGAAGUGAUAUCAAAGAAGGAAAGAAAACAGCAGUUGUUUGGACUGCAUUAAAAGAAGGAGUAUUGAGUAAAGAAGAUAAAGAAUUUGUAGAAGGAAUUUUAAAAUUAAAUGAAAAGGCAUUUGACAACCAAGAAGCAUUUACUAAAUUCUUGAACAUUCUACGUGGAAAACCAAGUGAAAUUGUUAGACAAGAAAUCAAGGAACAUCACCAAAAAGCAAUUGAUGCAUUAAAACAACUUCAACUCAAAGAAGAAGGUUUUUCAUAUUUACAACAAAUAACUGAUUUGUUGUUACAUUAA
Molecule: messenger RNA, 1050 nt
Organism: Entamoeba dispar SAW760
Lineage: Eukaryota; Evosea; Mastigamoebida; Endamoebidae
Product: geranylgeranyl pyrophosphate synthetase, putative
Exons: 1
Coding region: 1-1050 (349 amino acids)
Biological process (GO): isoprenoid biosynthetic process
Molecular function (GO): prenyltransferase activity
Source: RefSeq, a predicted model, not a curated record